Messenger RNA from Suillus subalutaceus, 1779 nucleotides. RefSeq names its product P-loop containing nucleoside triphosphate hydrolase protein. NCBI's taxonomy places the organism in Eukaryota, Fungi, Basidiomycota, Agaricomycetes, Boletales, Suillaceae. The record is from RefSeq and is a predicted model, not a curated record. Gene Ontology annotation, molecular function: GTP binding; GTPase activity. The transcript has 5 exons. The coding region runs from base 168 to 1301 and encodes 377 amino acids.
GUUCGGCGUGAUUUCGGCACGUGGUUUCUGUAUCGCGUCUGCAGUCUUUUUGAGUUGAUUCAUUUCAUUGUCUUCCUUGCUUCUGUUGCUAGUCAUUUUCCCUCUCUUUUCUCUCCCUCCCUCCCGCCCUUCGUGGCACUCCUCAUUCACCUUCAACGUCGUUCUGCAUGGCGGAGUAUCCACGCAUGGACCCGUACUCAAAGUCCAGGUAUGUUGAACAUGGGAUAGAUGCCAAAAUUGUGGUCAUGGGCAAUACAGGCGUGGGCAAGACCAGCCUACUCCAUCGCUACACUCAGAACAAGUUCGAUCCCAGGAACAUGACGUCCACGACCGGGGCUUUCUUCGUAACUAAGAAAGUUCAUGUCGAUGGUUUGAAGGUUCGGCUACAACUAUGGGACACUGCCGGACAGGAACGAUUUCGAAGCAUGGCCCCCAUGUAUUAUCGCGGAGCAAAUGCUGCACUUCUCUUGUAUGAUAUCACGAAUGCUGCUACGUUUGAGGACAUUCGAGGAUGGUUAGCUGAGUUGAAGAAAAAUUGUCCGCCAGAGCUCAUCAUUUAUAUCGUUGGUUCAAAAGCCGACCUACAUCAUCACAGACAGGUCACAUCUGAUCUAGCCCGCCUAUCGCUGCAUACUUGGUUUCCUCCGCCGCGCCCCCCGACCCCUCCUCCCCCUCCUCCCCCACCAUCGUCAACACUAUCUUACAUUCGCCCCAGAUUCACAUCUUUUACUAGUAUCAGAUCAGUUCCUCUAAACAACCCCCCGAUGAAGUCUUCUCCGCCACACAGCGCGUCCUACUUGGAUCCCGCUGUUAGCCAGUCAUCGCAUUCAUCUGUGCUCAAGCGAUGUAAUACUGGACCUGGCCUUCCGAGAAUAAAGACGACAGGUUUGGCCUUGAACAGGUCAAAAACAGAGGCUUCUCGUUCACUACAAUCUCGUUUUGGCUCACACUUUGGGCGGAAUGCAGGAGGGUAUGAUGCCGCGGAUAGCAGCAGCAAUAGCAUAAAUGAAGAUGAGGAAGACCUUGAUGUCGAUGAUCAGGAAUGGGGACUUCACAAGGGGAUGGAACUUUUCGAAGUUUCGGCUAAAGAUGACUUCGGCAUCGAGAACCUCUUCGAAUCAUUGAUUAGUGCAAUCAUCGAGCGGAAGGAUAUCAUUGAGCGCGAAAAUGAGCUCAGGAAACGUGAUAGUGUCUUCCUAUCGACUAUCAGCACGCCUACCUGGGCCGCUCAGGCCGAAGAAGAAGAGGCACGGGAGAAGGCUCGUUCCACUUCAGGAGGUUGGAGCUGUUGUGCUUCGUGAUCUUGUCCCUGCCAGGUAUCAAGACUUCUCAGCUAUCUGCUGUCUUUCUACUCAUCUGCAUCUUACCGGUCCGGCAUACAUUCUCACAUCGUCCAACAUGUUCUCCCGUCACAUCAAUCUCAUUCACCUGAUAUUCAAGCUCUCUCGUUUUCUUUCGUUUACAGGAUGCUAUGUUCUUUAUGCCACUUUCUAUGAUUCCUACAGGUUCUCUCAUACCACCGAGCCUCGGGACCACUGUUUGCAAUACUAUUAUUCACUUCCUUAUCUCCUCAUACCAUAUACUACCUUAAGUAGAUACAAUUUGUGCAUGUGUCUAUAGUCACCUCAUUCAGCAAUCUUGGAUCUUCUAAUCCCUUGCUAGGUUUGUGCUAGGCGGUAUUUGUGUCAGCAGACUGACGAGGGAGAACACCAAAAAAGGCAGUUAGGAUCAUCAAUGCUGGAAGAGGCUAGAGCUGAGCGCCGAGCUAUGAGUCCGUUU